Molecule: messenger RNA, 687 nt
Organism: Colletotrichum acutatum
Lineage: Eukaryota; Fungi; Ascomycota; Sordariomycetes; Glomerellales; Glomerellaceae
Exons: 6
Coding region: 1-687 (228 amino acids)
Source: RefSeq, a predicted model, not a curated record
AUGAUGCUACUCCGUCCUGUGCAUGAAGUCGUACCGGAGAGCUUUGAGGAACUGUUGAUGUGUCCCAAGCCGCCGUCACUGAGCCCGGACAAGACCUCCGAUGUGUCCGCUUGUUUGCCAGUUGGACCUGCAGAAGACAGUGGACCUCUGAGGGAGGAACAGGAGACUGGUGUGGUCCCACCCAGUCCCCAACGACCCCGCCACGUCCGUCUCGAUUUGGGACAGCCAUUGCUCCGUGUGGGUGGUCGCACGAUACCAUUGGCCCAACGGCUUGGUCUCGACUGGCAUCGACCCAGGCUUGAAGCAGGAAUCAAGAAGGGCGGCUUGGACGCUUAUAAUUCGUUGGCGUUGUCCCUGGGGCGCUCCGGGGAGGCUUCUGAGGUCGAAUACCCUACUGUACUUUGCAGGUAUCUUACGUUGAGAAAGGGACUUCCAUUGUCCGUACCUUAUGUGUUGUACAUACCUUUUCGAAUGUCUGGCACCUCUGCUACGUAUCUAGAGGAAGACAAGCACGUAAAGAUUCGACGGUGCGGGUUGCAGCUGCCAACCAGCCUGGCGGUGGCCAACGCCAUCUCCAAGUCUCCAACAGCCAACAAACCGCCGAGAAAACUUGCAAGCCUGUGGUUCGAAGACGGGGUGUGCAUUAGUGAAUGCACCUGCCACGAUCCAGGCCCUGCUUUACCUUAG